UCAGAGCUACAGCCUGCACAGCAAGUCUGUGAGGGAAUUCUCUCUUAAAAUUUUCAUCAAGGGAAAUUAGCAUUUUUUUUCUGCAAUACAAAAAGUGAAAAUCCAGACUCCUCACUUUGUACUUUUUUCUCCACCAAAAGAAGCAACAACAAACCUUGGAUGGCGAAUUAACAACCUUCCCAGAUUCCUGCCUUUAGAAGGGUGAAAAGCCCCUGCUGUUCUCCACACACCUGCUGCCUGGAUGGUGGCCCCGGCUCCAUGGCCACACCUGUGAGGAGGACGGGUGCAGCUCAGUGACCCACGUGUGGGGAAACCUCUCAGAGGGGAUCCCCCGUGUGGGCACCCUGUCCAGUUUGAUAGUGAGGGGCCAGAAAAAGCAUUUUUUUUUGGGUGUGGGGGUUAAACUCUGCUUGCAUCAGCCCCCCCGGGUGAGGGGAGGAGAACAGCCACCCCUCACCUCAGAGCGAAGGAACAUGGCGGCAGGAGCCCUGUAGGCCUCACCCCAGGAGUCGACAUCUUCCUCAGCCUCCUGCUCCCUGCCAGGCCCCUCUGCCCAUGGCCUUCCAGGUCUUCUGCAACGUUUGCUUGUGUGAGCCGCAUAAGCCCACUCCGCGGUUCAGCCUCACGAGCUGUGGCCAUGUUAUCUGUGAGAUCUGCCUCCAGAAAGGCAAAAAAGAUGAAUGUUUGAUCUGCAGAACUCCUUGUCGUACAUUAUUCCUCUCAAAACAGACAAGUCCUGAUAUUCAAUCACUGUUCAUGGGAAUAGAUACGUUAUGCAAGAAAUACGCAAAAGAAAUAACACAGGUUGCAGAAUUUCAAGAAAAACAUCGUAAACAUUUAUUAGCAUACCAGAGACAAAAGACAAUGAAGUUGGAAGAAUCUCUCAAGGAGGUAACUCAACAACUUCAUCAGAUGCAAUGCAUGAAACCUCCUGAACAAACUCCACAACUACCAUUUUCCAGUACAAGUAGAAACCCACAUUCCAUUCCUUCAAGAAAACAGAAUGGUUAUUCUUCAUAUUCUCUUCAUCCUAGUCAUCCUUCCACUUCUGAAAUAAUGGAGCCAAUGGAGAUUGAUACUGUACCAUCACCAAUGAGGAAACCUGAUACACCAACUGGUCCGACAAGAUUAUCAUUAAUAACUCCACCACGAGAUGGACGCAUGGGUAGCGUGUCUUACAGAAGCUCUCAGUCAUCCGGAAUUAUGUCAAGUCAAAACAGUAGAGCAGGAUCAACAAGAUCCACACCUAUAAGACUACCGCAUAGUGGAUGUUCAGCUACAUCAUCAUCUGGAUCACAAAGUAGUAGAAGGGGAUCAUGGGCUCCUCCUGAAUUCAGAACCCCUCAACUGUACACAUUUACAUCACCUUCCCCACAGCCAUCCAUAACCAGACAACCAAUCACCAUCCCUGGACUUCUGCAAAGACAACAUUUAGGAUCAACUAAUUUUGGAGGACAUUCAACACAAAGAUAAGCAGACAACUGUGAAUGUUUUUGGUCAAUAAGCAUCUGGAGAAGCCCUACAAAGUCUUUGGACAUCAAAGUAUUUGUAAUUUCAAUAAAAUGUCAAAUUGGCAUAAACCAGUCAACUAUUCAGCAUGAACAAUUUAUUUAAAAUACGACUGAUCUUGCUGAUUAACAUCUACAGUAUUUUUAAAUAGGAGUACAAAAUGCUUUUGCUGAUUUUAGAUAUUUUGGCUUAAAAUAUAUUGUAUAAAUAAACAGCCUUUAUUAACUAAGUGUUAAGACAAAACAUGAAAACAUGAUUAUAUAUUCAAUGAGCAUUUUUUUCUGUGAAUGCACUGGGUUGCAGCAGAACCACAUUUUUAAAUGGUUGUGCCUCUACAGUAUUACAGAUGUGUCCCAUCUCCCCCAAAAAUAUUGAUUUAUGGAUUUUUGAUUCCAGAAUUUCAAAUUUUGGUUCUUAGCAGAUGACCUUUUAUUUGCACUGUUGAAAGGGGUAACGUUUGAGGGAUAUUACAUUCUAGCAGGCUCUGCCAAGCUCAUAAUACAGAAUCUAUUCCGAACCCCAAGAAGUUCACCGUUGGAUGUAGGCAUCAGUGAUUUCUUCCCAAAAUGGAAUGAAAUUGGGAAACUGGGAUGAAGAGACAGUGGAGACCACCUUUACUCACACAGGAACAGCAACUGGAGACUCUGAAUGGAGGGUGCCAGAAAACAACCUUUUUCUUUCAAGAAUAACUCUUACCUUGAAAUUCCCACCAUUACUAUGUAUCUGUGCCAAAUUUUGGUAUGGCUGAGUCAUCGAAUAUGCACCUAUGUUUUGUUUUGGCCCUAACUUUACAUCGACUAUUUUAAAAAUAAUAAAAUUGAAAGCUGUUUUGUUGAAUUAA
Molecule: messenger RNA, 2350 nt
Organism: Columba livia (rock pigeon)
Lineage: Eukaryota; Metazoa; Chordata; Aves; Columbiformes; Columbidae
Gene: RNF212
Product: ring finger protein 212
Exons: 12
Coding region: 556-1473 (305 amino acids)
Biological process (GO): reciprocal meiotic recombination; homologous chromosome pairing at meiosis; protein sumoylation
Cellular component (GO): synaptonemal complex
Molecular function (GO): SUMO transferase activity
Source: RefSeq, a predicted model, not a curated record